Molecule: messenger RNA, 2923 nt
Organism: Linum trigynum
Lineage: Eukaryota; Viridiplantae; Streptophyta; Magnoliopsida; Malpighiales; Linaceae
Source: the annotation of a GenBank genome assembly
CGUCAGGGCUAAAAGGGCAUGGACCUGGAGAACUAGGCUCACAACAAGCCUUGGAGAAGAAGGGGACCACCCUCGAGUUAAGAGCGGUAAAAGAUGAGAAGCUGAUAGACCGUUAAUUACACAUGUUUUCACCCCUGUUCUUACACCGUUUGAGAUGUGGUUUCUCGUGUUUUAGACCGAUUUCACGCUAGGUUGUGCUUGUUUGUGAUAUUUCAGGUCCUGGCAAGUGAAUGAAGGUUUAGGAGCGAGUUCGGGGUCGAUUGGGCGAAGAUCGGGCGCGAGGCAAGUCACAAAGGAAGCCACACGGGCACACCCACAACCCACACGGCCGUGCAAGUGACCCGUUUGGCCGUGUGGGAUUGUGCGAGACCUCACACGGGCACAGAUAAUUUCCACACGGCCGUGUGAAGUUGCACUUUGGCCGUGUGGAAUUGUGCGAGGCUUCACCCGGCCAAGCUGGGUGAGCUACACGGCCGUGUGACCCUGGCCGUGUAAGAAGCCUGGAAUUCAACUAAUCGAUACGCAGCGUUUGGAGCCACACGGGCAACUGGGUGGGCCACACGGCCGUGUGGCAUGCCCGUGUGAGUCGGGAUUUUCUGGUUUUAAGCCAAUUUCCAGCCACAAAUCGAGGGGAUUCGAGUUUUAGAGAGACAGAGCGAUUCCUAGAGAGAGAAAGCGACGAACAAGAGUCCCCAAGUGCCCUAGCUUGAUCUUCAUCACCAUUGAAGCUUGGCUUGAGCUUGGAGGAGUGCCAAUCAACGUCCAGGAGCAGGAAUCCAUCCUUCACAGUAUGAAUUCCGCGUCUGAUUCUGCUUUUGCUUCUUUCUCCAUGGAGUAGUUCUCCCAUUCAUCUGGGUAUGGAGAACCCUAGAUUUGUAUGUUAGGUUUGAUUGUAUGAACCCAAGUAUUGAUUCUAUGAUUUGAUUAUAUUCAAUUGAGGUUUGAAUGAUUGAAUGGCAUGAAUCCUGAUCAAAUUCCUAUUGAUUCUUCUUUAACCUAGAAUGAGAAUAUCUGCCUAGGUUGAUAGAGCAUCCUUGAUUGAAGGUAGGGAGUUGGUGACUUUAGUCGAGGAGCCAACUCACUAUUCUGUACCGAAUUCACUUCGGUAGUGGAGGUUUUGUUGUUAGGGCCUCAAUCUGUUUACUCCGGUGGAGGUUAGUCGCCCGCUAGAGACUCAAAUUGAGAGGGUCUGAAGUCCUUUAGUCGAGACUUCAGGCUGUUUAAGAACCUUCCGCAGUAUAACUAUCAUAGAAGCUGAACUUGGUAAUUGCAAUCAGGCUUAACUGCAGUCUAGGGGGAACCAUAUCCGGGUGACCUCUCUUAACCUGAAUACAAAAGGUUACUUGCUUUGUUUGUUUAUUAGUUUAGACUUGCAUUAAAGUUUCAUUGCUAGAUAACAGGAAUUCACCGAGUAGUCAUCAAAUCUAGGACCUGGGUUGACAUUUAAACCCAAACCCGCUAUACUACGCUUUAGGAAGUGGUUUCACUUUGCCAAUUCCUGGAGUGACAGUAGAAGUGAGUCAAGUUUUUGGCGCCGUUGCCGGGGGCGGCUAGGUUGUUGAAGAAAAGUGAUUUCUGUUAAUUUAGCUUUUCUUUUCGCAUUGUUUGCUUUUUCCCACUUGUGCCUUCACGGUUUUGCUUGCUUGAGUGUGUGCAGGUAGUGCAUGACCCGUAGCCAGUCGGGAGGUUUACUGCCGUUGAAUCCAGAGAUUGACCGCACCUGUCGCCAACUCAGGAGACAACAGCCAGCUAGACUGGCUACGGAAGAGCGCAUAGACGGCCACCUGAGCAGCGAUUCUGAGGAAGAGUACGGGAUGGACAAAGAAUACAAUCCACACCAGGGGAAUCCUCAGCAGGCUCCCCCAGGGAAUCAGGUCCUGGGGAACAACCCCAUACCCCAGGAUCAUGGGGCUCAUCAUCAUCCACCGCCGCUGGGUCCCACCGUGGAGUACUACUACACUCCACGGAUUGCUGACAUCCACCCGGUCAUCCUCUACCCGCCUAUUCCAGCAAACAACUUCGAGAUCAAGCCAUGCUGGAUUCAGCUCAUUACAUCCUCUAUCCAGUUCCAUGGCUUGAAGGAUGAGGAGGCCAGGGUGCUUCUUUCCCGUUUUUUGCAGCUGACGAACGGGUUCAAGCUUAAUGGUGUCCCUGAUGAUGCAAUCCGCCUUCACCUUUUCCCUCAUUCUCUGGCGGGGAAUGCUAAGAGGUGGUUGGAGACCCAGCCCCCAUUGUCCAUCACCUCUUGGGACGAUCUGGCUGACAAAUUCGUGCACAGGUACUAUCCGGCAUCGAAGACUACAGAGAUCCAGCGGGAGAUCACUCACUUCCGCCAAGAGCCAGAUGAGUCACUUCGUGAUGCCUGGGAGCGGUACAUGGGAUAUUUCUGGCAGUGUCCCCAUCAUGGCUUCAGUGAUGCAUUCACAGUGGGGAACUUCUACAGUGCCCUCUCUCCAGACAGCCAGAGUGUGAUUGAGUCUCUAUGCCUAGGAGGGGAUAUUCUUUCUAAGACUCCACCCGAGCUGAACCAGAUGAUCAAUACUUUGGCUGCCAGAGAUCAUUCUUAGGGACAGAGCAGCAGAGGCAGACAUUCCCGAGACCGUGGUGUGCACGCCAUGGAGACCAGAUCCGGGCUCGAGCAACAGGUAGCUGAGUUGGUGCAGACAUUGAAGCAGCCCAACAGUCUUAUUUCGGGCAGAGGUUUGGCUACACCUCCAGUAGCUCAGUGUCAGUGGUGUGAGAGCUCAAAUCACCUAGUGGAGGACUGCCAGGAUAUGAGGGAGUCUACUACUCCCCAAGAGCAGUUGGACUUCAUCGCCAAUGCUCGGCGCCUCGACCCGUACAGCAACACAUAUAAUGAGGGGUGGCGCUAGCAUCCCAAUUUCGCCUGUAGCGGCAACACCACUAAACCACCUGGUUUCCC